AUGGCUCUGCGUGAGCACAUGCUGUUUCUCAUUGGCAUCAUGAUUGAUGCGUUGAAGGUGAUCAUGACAAACAAGGCUGCACCCACCUCCCCACGUCCCAUGCAGCACCUUGCGUGCUCUCAUCCUUUCUUCUCCUGCAGAUCGUGCCCAUCAUGGUUGUGUCCUUCAUCUACAACUACAUGCUCUUCCUGCGUGCUCCCCUAAUGAAGUUCGCGCCCAGGACAGGUGGCAGCACCUACGAUGAGGAGAGCGUCAUCCGCGAUGCCCUGUCGUGGACGGUGGCCAAGGAGCUGUGGACGGCCGCCCGCAUGGCAAGAGGCGCCGAGGUCAAGGAGGGCGAGGUGGCGCCAAACCCGACGGUUUGCACACUGCAAGGAGAAGCCAGGCCGCUGUUUGACGUGUUGCGGGAGAAGAAAGAGCACGACACGCAGAAGGCCUACGUCCUCAACUUCGGGAGCUGUUCCUGGUUAGUCACACACACCCCAACAGCGCAAGGCGGGACAACGAACCGACCAGCCCCUUGCUCCUGUUAACGCGUGUGUGUGUGUGUGCGUCUGUGCAGAGGUCCGUUCGCGGGCCACGCCGACCAAUACAGGUCGGCCGAGCUCGCGAUGGGGAGGGAGGCGGUGUUUCUCACCAUUUAUGUCAAGGUGGGCGGGUAUAACAUAACAGAGCACGACACCCGCUGUCGAUUCAUUGUUUCUCUUUGUUGCAUCAUCAGGAGGCCCAUCCGACGGAUGGCUGGCACGUUGAGGGGAACGUCGAGGUGCGGCACCACCAGUCCCUGGAGGAGCGCAUCGACGUGGCUUCCCGGUUCAAGGCCACCAUGGACCUCGGCCACAUGGUCGUCGACGCCAUGGACGCUGGAGCGGCCAUCAAAUACGGUCAGUCACCCACAGGCAACCCAACCACCCACCCACCCACCCACCAAUGCAAAGGCUCCCCUGUGUGUGUGUUCUUCAAGCCGCUUGGCCCGAUCGGCUGUUCGUGCUGGAUGAGCAGAUGACGGUAGUCUACGUGGGCGGCCACGGCCCCUUUGGGUACAAGGUGCCCGACGUCGUCAAGUUCCUGUGCCAGCGGCUCGGGAAGGACCCUGCCACAGUGCUGGGCAAGAUAUCGCACAGUGACGACAUGGGAGGCCUUUCUGCUGAAGUCGACGCACUGCCGAUCUACAAGGCUGACGUGAGUGCUGCCGCCCAUGGUAUCGCAUAUGCAUAUGGUGUUGUCGUGGGCCGGGGCAGGAUCUUGCCAAUGCUGGGUUUGUGUUGUACCACUUUCCCGGCUGCAAAUUCUGCGAGCGUGUCGAGAAGGUGCUGGCAGAGAAGAAGAUGGCGUCGUGCCUGCCCAUUCGCGACAUCCAUGACGCAUCCAGCGGCCAGGACAACAAACAGGAGCUCAUCACACGGGGCGGCAAGGGACAGGUGCGAAACCAGCAAGGAGGAACAGGGAGAAGCGGCAACAAGGGACUGAUCCGUCAUGGUCGUGUGUGUGUGGUGCUUCUGCAGGUGCCCGCGCUGCUGCUGCCAAGUGGUUCGAUUCUGUACGACUCCAACAUGAUCAUCCGCUUCAUCAACACACACUUUACCACACAGGGGUAG
Molecule: messenger RNA, 1598 nt
Organism: Vitrella brassicaformis
Lineage: Eukaryota; Vitrellaceae
Source: the annotation of a GenBank genome assembly